This is a messenger RNA of Umbelopsis ramanniana AG, 1455 nucleotides long. RefSeq lists its product as uncharacterized. Bases 6 to 1391 code for a protein of 461 amino acids. Gene Ontology annotation, cellular component: cytoplasm. The record is from RefSeq and is a predicted model, not a curated record. NCBI's taxonomy places the organism in Eukaryota, Fungi, Mucoromycota, Umbelopsidomycetes, Umbelopsidales, Umbelopsidaceae. Gene Ontology annotation, molecular function: sphingomyelin phosphodiesterase activity. The transcript has 5 exons.
CCUUUAUGUCCCAGGACUCAACAUUUACAAUGUCCACACUAUCCGUACUUUCUCUAAAUUGUUGGGGCUUGUUUAUGGUUUCGAAGGAAAGAGAAUUCCGGUUACAUGCGAUUGCCGACUACAUAGCAUCUACCAAUUACGAUGUAGUAGCCCUUCAAGAACUUUGGAUGUGGGAUGACUUUGAAUAUCUUAAAACAGUAGCGGCCAACAAGUACCCAAGUAUAGAAUUUUUCUACAGUGGAGCACUGGGCAGUGGUCUCGCCAUUCUUUCGAAAUAUCCAAUCAUAGAGCAAUCAUACUUUCGCUACGCUCUAUCUGGCCGGCCCCUGAAAGUCUUUCAUGGAGACUUUUAUGUCGGUAAAGGAUGUGGGUCUGUCUGUAUAAACCAUCCAGAAGCUGGCUUGAUCGAUAUUUAUACAACACAUUUGCACGCAGGAUAUGGAAGGCGUAAGGAGUAUGAAGGGCAUCGGAUUACGGAAGCCUGGGAACUUACCAAGCUAUUCAGGUCUUCUGCAGCGUCUGGUCGACAUGUUAUUGCUCUUGGGGAUUUUAACGCUAUUCCAUCUAGCUAUCCGUAUCGACUGAUAACGGAGCAUGGAAAAAUGAGCGACUCUUGGCAAGAAGUGAACGGGCCAAAUAUACCUUCAAGUCUUGAAAUUGAACAAUUAACUCCAGAAGCAGCCAUUCAUGUCCUUGGUGUUACAUGCGACUCUCCUCUAAACAGUUGGUCAAAGCACUUUUUGAAGAAAUCUGCCCAUAAAAAGAAGUAUGGAGACCGCUUGGAUUAUAUUUUCUACGAACGCAGUCCUCAACUGCAAUGUGUCCAAUCAAAUGUCGUCUUGACGGAAACUAUUCCAGGUACUGAAAAGAGCUAUUCGGACCAUUUUGGUGUCUGCUCGACAUUCAAAAUAUCAGCCAAGGUUACACAUGAAGUAGUUAGCAAUAAUUCGCAAUACUCAAACUUGACAAAAGACACACUGGAUGGUAUUCUUGCAACUCUCAGAAGCGAUCAAUAUCAUUCCAAGCGAACCGCGAAAUUUCUUUUGCGACUACUAGCGAUCACGCUAAUUGCCAUCAUAGUUCUUUUUGCGAUCAUCAUUGCCUUGCCGACCAGUCUCAGACUGAAUGACCGUGGUGAUAUUGUUAUCAUUCUCGUCACGAUUUUUGGGCAGAUACUGCUGAUCGCUUCAGCACUCAUUGCACCUGUCGCUCUCAUCGUAGGAUUCGUCUUCGGCCACACCGAGCAGAGAGCAUUAUUGCAAUUCAUCAAGGAACUGGAAACUCUUUUCAAGGUCCUCAAGUCUAACCAUCCAUCAGAAAAUGAUUUGAUCAACAUGACAGACGACGACUCCCCAUCUACAAAUCUAGCAAAACGCACAAACAGUACUUAAAUAGAGAACAUCUACUCUCAUUCAUUCCGCUCAAUUAACGAUAUAGAUAUUAGUUUUUUGUAUU